CUGCUGCUACUGCUGAUGCUGCUGCUGGUUUUGGUGCUAGUCGUGUAGAGGCGGAGUUUUCUCUGCUGUUGUCGGCAGCAGCCAAGCAGAGGGCAGCAGGCUAGGUCCAUCUCAUCCUGACUGGAUCACAGGACCAACAUCAUCAUCCUCCAUCAAUCCACCCUGACAAGGACAAUCUCUCCGGGAAAAACACACACACACACACGGGGAUAGGACAAUCUUUUCAGAGAAAAAGGCAGAAAUCGCAUCGAAAGCAGCAAAAUGCUGGCAUGUACAGAAAUGAUCACCAUGUGUCUUCAAUCUGCCAAGCACGAACACUUGAGGAAGCAGCAGGAGCUUGACCACAACCAAAACCAAGCCAUCUCUCUGUUUCAUGAUAUAUUCCGCCGGGCUGACAAAAAUGACGAUGGGAAGCUGUCCUUGGAGGAGUUCCAGUCGUACUUCACUGAUGGUAUCCUCACUGACGAGCAGAUGCAGGAGCUGUAUUACUCCAUCGACAGGCAGCAGACAGACAACCUGGACAUAGACAAGCUCUCAGAGUACUUCACCCCACAUCUGGGAGAAUAUGUCAGCGUCCUGUCUGCUCUGGAAAAGCUGAAUGUGGCCAUUUUGAAGGCCAUGGAUAAAACUAAAGAGGAGUAUCAGGGUUCAUCAGUGCUGGGUCAGUUUGUGACACGCUUCCUGCUGAGGGAGACCUCCACCCAGCUGCAGUCCCUUCAGUCAUCCCUGGACUGUGCUAUGGAUGCUGUUCAUGACCAGGGCUGUACAGGGAGGAGGAUACUGAAGAAGCCCCAGGACUUGCCUGUCCAGAGGUUGGCCAAACGCCCCGGCCGACGCAUCCAGAGGAACAUGUGUCUCUCGCCAACUGACCCCUACUCUGGCAUGCUCACCACAGGGGUCAGUGUGGAGCCAGACAACCACUGGGGCUCCCAGAUCAACCAGCUGGAGCAACUCAUAGACAAACUGGAGUGUGAGAGUCCACAUCUUGAACCUCUCAAAGAGGACACAUUAGCAGGGACGUAUAAAUCGAACAUUCUCCUGGUUCAGAGACAAAUGUCCGUGAAGGAGAGAGAUGUGGAGCAGUUUCAGCAAGCUCUCAAAAUCUACGCAGAUGCGACGAGCAGCCAACUUAACAAUCUGCAUGUUUCAGUCCAGAACCUGCCAGACAGAUCAUGCUUCAUCAUGUAUGAAUUCUGGCAGGACCGUCUCUCCUGGAUGAGCUACCUGCAGUCGACCAUCAGUAAGACCUUCCAGCGCUGCAUUAUCGACUCACUGGAAGAUCCGGAGAUGGUCUCCACUAUGCUCCUCCCAGCCUCUUGGUGGAUUAUGAACAACAACUGACAGGGCAAAGCGGCUACUUUUCAACACAAUAAGAGCAGGAGGAAGAGGCGAUUGUAUAAUUGUUUUUUUCUUUUUUUUUCCUUGAUAUUUGUUUCCUCGUGGCAUGACCAGGAUUGUUUUUGCAAAGCCAUGCUCCAAGGUUAUAAAAAAGAUUACUGAUUAGAUAAAUCAGUCAACAGUGAAACAAACUAAAACCUUGGAAUAGAAAGAAUUGAGGUAAUGCAAUAUUUUAUUGUGUGAUCAGGAUCCGUGCUGAUGUUUCUUUCACAGUUUUGGCACAUUUCUUUUCUUCUAUUUUAAUGGACACACAAGAAAUAACAAUAGAAAAAAAGAUCUGCAUGAUUUCUUAUUCCUCUGUGCUAGUUUAUUUCAAUCAAAACUACAUUGUAGAGUAGGUAUAAUGUCAAAGAUGCCACAAAAAUAGCAACAUAUGAAUAACAACUGAUCUGUGCAUCUAUCACUUCCUUCACUCUUUCUUCAGUACAGACAAAAACAGAAAUAGUGGUAGGGUUAUCCUGCAUUUUCCCUUGUUCUCUCUGUGGUAUUGUGCUUUGUUGUCUUCUUCAAAGCUUUGCUAGCAGGUGUCUUUUUGCUGAAAGGUUAGAGAGCCAUUAGAUAGAACAAAGUUAUUGAAUGAUUAUGGUCCGCAUCUAAACUUUUAUCAUCCGUGUGUCACUUUUGCACUUUAGAAAAAUAUGGACCUUGUUGUGAAGAACAGACAUUUAUUGUAGACUGUCUAUUGAAAUGUAGAAUUAACAAGCCAAGAGGCUGCACUGAAGUGUAGUCAAACAUUAGCGGACAAUAACAAUUAACCAAAUAACUGUGCAGUUUGCCUGUACUGUUACUUUAUGAAUAAAACUUAAAAGCCAUUAUUUUACAUUUGCAGUGUGUAAUCAGAAGAGUUUAAUGGUACAGUGCGCACAAAUAGGAGUUUAUAUUUUGAGUACAGAAAUUAAGCAGAAACUGUUUUUGUGUGAUGACAUAAGACAUAAGUCGAUUAAGAUUGUGUACAGUAGUUAAUGGAAGCUGUAAGAUGUAAGUAAUUGUUGUAGAACAUUGGUAAAUGUACAGUAUGACA
Messenger RNA from Seriola aureovittata, 2419 nucleotides. Its product is annotated as N-terminal EF-hand calcium-binding protein 1-like. Gene Ontology annotation, cellular component: cytoplasm; endoplasmic reticulum; Golgi cis cisterna. Gene Ontology annotation, molecular function: calcium ion binding. The record is from RefSeq and is a predicted model, not a curated record. Gene Ontology annotation, biological process: regulation of amyloid precursor protein biosynthetic process. The coding region runs from base 262 to 1341 and encodes 359 amino acids. The transcript is spliced from 12 exons. NCBI's taxonomy places the organism in Eukaryota, Metazoa, Chordata, Actinopteri, Carangiformes, Carangidae.